GACGCAUGUGGAUUUUGGUGCCCAUGGGUAAUGAGAACGUGGGAAUGAUUGAAUGCCAUUCAGGAAUCAUCAGACUUGCAGGGAGACACGAUUCAAUUGACGGCAAAUCUAAUCUCUGUCCUCUCUCUCUCUCUCCAUGUUGGGAUCACAUGUUCGGGUUUUCCACUGAUGUUUUAGGCUUUCCUAUUUAUGGUAGCUGCUCUUGGUUCCUAGGAAUCCUCAUUGCCCCCAUUUUCUUGCUCUUCUCACGUCUCCUCCCUCCUCUCUGUUUCUUCCAUCUUGGGCAACCGAGAGAUGGCAAAACCCACUCUUGCAGUAGCGGCUCUUCUCGCGUGCUCUUACCUUGCCGUGACUGUCAAUGCCUUCUCUCCCUCGGGGUGGACUAAAGGCCAUGCCACCUUCUAUGGAGGGAGUGAUGCUUCUGGAACCAUGGGGGGAGCGUGUGGAUACGGGGAUUUGUAUUCAGCUGGGUACGGGACUAGAACAGCUGCCCUGAGCACUGCCCUUUUCAAUGACGGCGCUUCGUGCGGACAGUGCUACAGGAUGAUAUGCGACCACAUUGCGGACCCCAAGUGGUGCAGGCCGGGCGCGUCCGUGACCAUCACCGCGACCAACUUUUGCCCUCCAAACUUCGCUCUUCCGAGCAAUAACGGUGGUUGGUGCAACCCUCCCCUCCAACACUUUGACAUGGCUGAGCCCGCGUGGGAAAAGAUCGGCAUCUACAGAGGCGGGAUCGUCCCCAUCUUGUUCCAAAGGGUCCCCUGCAAGAAGCACGGCGGGGUGAGAUUCACCAUCAACGGUCGAGACUACUUCGAGCUCGUCCUCAUCACCAAUGUCGCGGGAAGCGGAUCGAUCCAAUCUGUUUCGAUCAAAGGGUCGAAAACGGCCUGGAUGGCGAUGUCAAGGAACUGGGGGGCCAAUUGGCAGUCCAAUUCCUAUCUGAACGGCCAGUCUCUAUCUUUCAGGGUCACUACUACUGACGGAGCGACUCGAGUCUUUGAAGACAUCGUGCAGUCGAACUGGGCUUUCGGCCAAACAUAUUCGAGCUCUAUACAGUUUUGAUUCAGUGAAGGUUGUGAUCCUAAUGAGAGAGAGAAGUUCACUUGAUGGCAGAGGCGUGCUUGUUGCUUUCAAUGCUUUGCUGAAGCAGCCCGCCAUGGUUUGGAGGAGAAAUACCAACUUCAAAUCUAUGCGGAGACGAGACUUGAAAGACCAGAUUAGUGAUUUUGGCUGUUGCUAUUAUGUUUAGCUUCGAGUUUACUCUGAUUCGUUGGAUUAUUUAUGCAUAAAUCAAUAAGACGCACAAUGAAAUGGUAUCUUGCUCGUUUGGAAUAAUGUAAAUUCGCUUUAUAUAGACUUGCUUGUGAUGGAAGAAUGAUCGGCCGACUUAAUUUUCA
Eucalyptus grandis is the source of this 1397-nucleotide messenger RNA. RefSeq names its product expansin-A11. Gene Ontology annotation, biological process: plant-type cell wall organization. Gene Ontology annotation, cellular component: extracellular region. The transcript has 3 exons. The record is from RefSeq and is a predicted model, not a curated record. Bases 295 to 1062 code for a protein of 255 amino acids. NCBI's taxonomy places the organism in Eukaryota, Viridiplantae, Streptophyta, Magnoliopsida, Myrtales, Myrtaceae.